This is a messenger RNA of Galendromus occidentalis (western predatory mite), 1692 nucleotides long. RefSeq lists its product as uncharacterized. The transcript is spliced from 9 exons. The coding region runs from base 1 to 1692 and encodes 563 amino acids. The record is from RefSeq and is a predicted model, not a curated record. Lineage: Eukaryota; Metazoa; Arthropoda; Arachnida; Mesostigmata; Phytoseiidae.
AUGGAUGAUGGCUACGUGGAGGAAGACGACGACGAUACAUGGUCCGUGAGUUCUGGGAAUUCGGUGCGCAAAAAUCACGCGGCCAACGCACGCAGAACGAUGCUCCAUUCGAACAGUGUUCCGGAGCAGGAAUCUCCCUCUAUGAGUGUCAAUCAGUCUGGGGUCGCAAAUCCCUCUCCUGGUCAGAAUACCGAGGGUCUGAGCGAGAAGAUGCGGUGGCUCUCUACGGACGAUAGCGGGAUCAGCAACGCUCAAUUGGCGUCAGCUCAGAAGCCGAUUAACACAGCCAAGAACUACAUUAGGACGAUCCCGAUACCGCCGACGCCGCAAAAUUUAGUUCCACAGUCCUCGCCGACGCCUAACAGCCAACAAAUUUACAUGAAUUUGCCUCUUCAACAACAACAAAUUCAGCAGCAGCAACAACGGAAUGGCAUUCCUGGCCGCCCGAUCUAUUAUGAGAACGGUCGACCGAUGGGCGGAGGUCAGAUGAUCCCCAUAGUGCCAAGAGACUAUCGAAUUCUGCGACGUAUCCCAGGCGAAGCUUAUCCCGGGGAUUUGAGAAGGCCGAUUCCGACCCACCAGCUGCAGCAGAUGCAGCAAAUACAGAUCACUUUGCAACAUCAAUACGCCACCUUGCCAGCAAACAUGCAAUAUCACUCGAUGACAUCGCAAUUGACGGUUCAGUUGCCAGCGGGGCAUUCGUCCCCUCAACCAUCCUCAUCACCAACUCCUCCAGCUGGGAAUCAAGCUCAUCCGGGUCCGCAUCUGCAAGCUGCGAACGCACAUUUGCUCGCUCAGACACAGCACACCUUACAGGCGGCCACUUCGCCUCCGCCCGUGGUGCAAGCUGCCGUUCAACAAAUUCAAAAUCAGAUCGCCCUUCAACAGCUCCAGAUGCAGCAACAACAAGCAGUUAUACACGCAGCCCAGCAGCAGGCCAUCCAACAAGCCCAGGCCCUCCAACAACAGCAUCGGGUUGAUGGGAAAUACGAAUACGAGGACUUUGAUAAGUACCAAAAUCAACAAGAAGUCGACCGGUCUGAACGCAUCAGGAAGCGAUAUAGCGUCACCGAGGAGGAAGACCCAAGUUUCGGUUUCGCUAGACGACCCUCCGUCAAGGGCAUACGGCAACGGUAUGCAUCUCAAACCGACCUGAACAACAUGACCGUCAAGCUCAGUCAAGCCAAAGGCCUUCACUGUCAUCCGGUCGGCAAAGGCCCAGUGGCGGUGCCACCUCCUCAGCCUCCGGCUUUGCCGCAACUACCACAGACUACCGCCGCCUCCCAAGGACCUACUCAAAACAAGCAGAACCAACAGCAACAAAUUUAUCAGAACCAACUACCGCAGGGUUAUAUGACGCUACCAGCCGGAGUCUCAUUAGCUCAGCUGACAGGUGGAGAUCCAAACCAGAUGUGGCAAGCAGGAGAACAGAUUCAACUGCAACAAAUGCACGCCAUGGGCGGUCACCAGCAGUUGAAAGUUAUGGUGCUACCUCGCUUACCGGAAGAAAAUCCCAGCAAACAGCAAAACUCUACGCCAACCUCUCAGCACCAGCAACAGGCGCAGUCACAAGCCGCGUCAUCCCAGCAGCAGCAACAACAACUACAACAACAAAAGCAACAACAGCAACAACAGCAGCAGCAAGCUACACCCAAACAGCAACCCCAACAAGCGCAGCAACAAGUGUGCUAG